Molecule: messenger RNA, 1484 nt
Organism: Mangifera indica (mango)
Lineage: Eukaryota; Viridiplantae; Streptophyta; Magnoliopsida; Sapindales; Anacardiaceae
Product: basic leucine zipper 2
Exons: 5
Coding region: 371-1294 (307 amino acids)
Biological process (GO): regulation of DNA-templated transcription
Molecular function (GO): DNA-binding transcription factor activity
Source: RefSeq, a predicted model, not a curated record
AUACGAAUACUGGAAGACAUCAAAGCACAAUAAUAUACGGCGGUGGUGGUGAUGUUGUUGGAAGGAGGGUGAGACUGAGAGAGUGACUAUUUAUAUGCAAUUUGCAAAGGUGAGAGGCGCACGUUAACCAUCCUUCCCUCAUUCGCUUGUCUCUCUUCUCUCUUUUUCUUUCUCUUUCUCUGUUUUUCCAGAAGAUGUUUCUCAAAGAAUGUAAUUAUAGCAUAUGGUAGGUUAGGAUGCUGGCAGAAGAAUGGCCCUAAGCCACUAAAAGGAGGAACAUGCUGUUUUUCUUUGUAUAAGUUUCACCUCAAAAGCUUUCGAAUGAAUAUUUGGUAGGAAGAUCUAGUUCACAGUUUAUGUUUAGAUCACCAUGUCAAGGCAAGCUCACCUUCCACCUCGUUGCCCAUUUCAAAAGAAACCUGUUUCUCGUCCAUUUCGUGACCCAAUCUCUCCCCUACAGCGUACAGAAUCAUACCCUAGUGACCAUAAAUCGUCCUUCCAAAGUUCGAUCCUAGAGGAUCAGCCAACAUGGUUGGAUGAUUUGUUAAGUAACCCUGGCACAAAUUCUGUGGGAAUUAUCCAUCGCCGAUCUUCCAGUGAUUCGUUCACUCUUUUGGAUGGUCUUGUAGACUCUUUUUCAGGUUUGAAUCCUGGUAAGGACGAUGAUAAUUCAGUUGGGGAUGAAACUUGUAGUGGGUUGGAGUCAGCUUGUGUUUAUGGUCCCAAUUCCCCUAGGAAAAAAGGCAAUUCAACCUUCUCAGAGAGUGCCAUAGUUUCAGCAUUAUCAGAAUGUGUUGUUGAGAACCCUUUGCAGUAUGUGGAUGAGAGUCUUUGCAUUUCUGGGAUUAAUCACUCUGAUUUUAAAGGAGAUGCUUGUACUUUGACUAGUGAGCUCAAUGCUGAAACAAAGAUGGCAAAAAGGCAUUCGGGGCAACGCUCUAGGGUUCGCAAACUCCAAUAUAUUGCUGAACUGGAAAGAACUGUUAGUGUUUUUCAGACUAUACAGUCAGAAUUGUCAGUCCGAGUAGCUUCACUACUUCAGCAACAUGUUUCUUUGUCAUUGGAAAACAGAACAUUAAAGCAGCAGGUGGCCAGAUUGCAGCAGGAAAAAAUGAUCAUGGAAGGUCAAUAUAAGUCACUCAAGAAAGAAGCCGAGAGAUUGAAAAUUGGUUUGGCCAAAUCAUCCCCUAGUAGCAAGGCCAAAGCUUUUUUUGGGUCUCAAUCUGCAGCUGAAGCAUCUAGACCAGAGGUUACUUGGCAGAUGUUAGAUAUGACUAAUCUUAAUCUGAAUUGAUACCGGAUGCAAUAAACCAUGCUUUUGGAUGCACUUUAACUAGAUAUAACUCUUAUUCUCAUUUGCAUUAUUUCUAAACAUGAAUCCUGCUAAUGCAGCACCAUCUUUAAACUGUGCUCCGGUUGCUGAAUUGUAAAUGUCUGGCUGCAUUUUACAUUCUAGCAACUAAUUCUAACUUAAGUUUUUUUUU